AUGCUGCCGGAAGGUCGCAACCGCCCUGCUCCCUCGGAGGAGCAGCCUCUGGCUGCACCUCCGCCUCCAGCGGUGCAUCCGUCGUUUGUUCUGGCGACCAAGGCCUACCUGACUGAACAGGAUAUUCAGAACAGCCUUCGAGCUCUGGAAAUUGAUCCAACUCGUGAGGAAAAUGCUCGCCUUCACGGAGUUGGCUUGAUCGACCGGACCCGCAAGCUACUCAAGUUGCCCAUUGCCACGUUUGAAACGGCAGCCACCUACUUUCAUCGUUUCCGGUUGGUUCACCGAGACGACACUUACUUUCUGAAGGAUGUCGCCGCAGCUGCCCUGUUUGUUGCCUGCAAAACCGAAGACACUCUCAAGAAGUCUCGUGAGAUUGUUUGCGCAAUAUUCAACGUCAAUGCCCCUCCACAUGAACAUAUGACCUCCGAUCACCAGUACUUCGAUAAUGGCUCCCGUGUCAUCAUUUCGCUCGAGAGACUCAUGCUUGAGGCUGCCGGGUUUGAUUUCCGCACUCGCCACCCGCAAAAGCUGAUGCACAAGUUGACCAAGCACUUCAAUGUUCCGAAGGCGCACGGCAUUACUGCGUCCCUGAUUCUACUGGACACAUACCGCACCUACGUUCCACUCAAAAUGGUCCCCGUCACCAUGGCCUUCGCCUCUCUUGAGCUUGCGGGACGUCUCGAGAAUCAGCGGAGCGAGCAGCUAGAGAAGCCAGAGAACUAUGCUCUCUGGCACACCUCUCGUGAAGAAAUCAUGGGCAAGUCAUGCCGUCAAACCCUCUUUGAUCUUCUAGAGAUGUACACUCACUCGCGUGUGGCAACCCACAUCGGCGACAACUACCCCGCAGAUCGGUUCCUCACUGUCCGUAUCCCUCUCAAUCAGGAAGCCAAGGAGAAGAAUUACCCCCGGUACACUGGCUGGGUAGAUGAGGCCGCAUCUAAGCCCCAGACUCCUGCUCACCCUCUAUUGCCUGUUGCUGCCAAUCGCGAGCCUUACCAGGCCGAGACGGCCAAGAAUUACCCCGUGCGCUACAUCUUUGACCCCGCCAUCGCCGAAGCAGAAGGCUUGCAGGUCUCGAAAUUCUUCGAGCUGGAGGAGGAGCAGUAUGAGGCUGAGGAGUAA
Molecule: messenger RNA, 1125 nt
Organism: Penicillium chermesinum
Lineage: Eukaryota; Fungi; Ascomycota; Eurotiomycetes; Eurotiales; Aspergillaceae
Product: putative cyclin
Exons: 5
Coding region: 1-1125 (374 amino acids)
Biological process (GO): regulation of transcription by RNA polymerase II; positive regulation of DNA-templated transcription, elongation
Cellular component (GO): cyclin/CDK positive transcription elongation factor complex; nucleus
Molecular function (GO): cyclin-dependent protein serine/threonine kinase activator activity
Source: RefSeq, a predicted model, not a curated record